GACUCAGCAAAAGUUUGAGGCCGAUCAGAUGGAGAGGGUGUCGAGGUAUGCAGCGGAGCGCGGACUCGAUGUGCCCGGCACGGGCGGUGCAAGGGGAGGAGAGGCGGGGCGGCGUCCGGCGGAGGGAGGGGUCGGGGGAGAUGGUGGGCAUGGUGCUGCAGACCCCACUUUGGGUGGUGGAGGUGGUGAGACAGAGGAGGGUGUGAUCCACGUGGAUCGCGAGGCGCGUGGCCCGAGUGACGAGGGAGUCCCGGAACGGGAGGACGUGCCUGAGGUUUAUCCAGGCACUGGGGAGAGGUUGGAGGAGUGGCGGAGGCGAGCAGGCAAGGGAGCUGCAACGGAGGGGUCUUCUAAGAGGUCGGAAGGAGGGAGUGAUCCGGCUGCCACCCCAGCAGGGAAGAGGCUUCAGCAGCAGAAGGUGACUGAUGUCUACGGUGGCGAGUGGGUUGCCCGCCACAAGAAGGCAUUCCUUCGCUGGUUGUAUUCCAGCGGGGUCUCCUUCAAUGCCUUCCGCAACCAGGCGUGGAAGGCAUAUCAGCAGGUGCUUCUUGAGCAGCCUGGCAGUUCCCCGCCCGCAAUGCUCCCCAACCAUUGCGAGAUUGCGAGUAUGCGGGCGGUGGAGACCCACCGUGCGGAGUUGGCGGAGGAGUUGGAGGAGGUGAGGCAGCCAUUCUGGGUGACUGGUGCCACCCUCCUCUCCGAUGGGAGGAAAUCACGAGACGGGAGACCGAUCGUGAAUUUCCUUGCUGCUGGCUCUCGAGGGGUCGUCGUGUACACGACGAUCAAUCGAGAGGGCGAGCCGGACGAUGCAGUGCACGUCCUUCGUAAAUGGGUUACCAUCUUCCACGAGUUCAGCUUUGGCGGGCCGCAACGGAUCAAUGUGAUAUGCACUGACAUCGCUUCUGCCUAUGUGGGGGCUGCGAGGGCAUUGACCUCGCCGUCCAUGCCUCCUGCACUGAGGAGGAUCACUUGGCUCCCGUGCUCCGUCCAUGUCUGCAACAAAUUGUUGUCAGACAUGGGGACGAGUUGCGACGCGUUUGUGGACGCGAUCACAUGCGCUCGUGUGCUAGUGGUGUUUUUCAAAACCCACCAGGCCGCCCUUCAUUUUUUUAGGAUGCGCAGCCUCGAGAAAUGGCUUAUUCUUUCUUGCGAGACACGGUUCGCGUCUGUUUACUCCAUGUUGGAGAGGCUGUUGGCCCUGCAGGACACUUUGCAGGACAUGAUGCGAGGGGACGAUGCGCGGGCUUUUGCUUCCAUCCCGUGGUCCGCCGAUGUGUGCGUCAUGGCGCGGUGGAUGCGCCGACAGAUCAGAUGGGAUCCAUGGUGGCAGAGGGUGGCCACCAUCGUCCAUAUCAUGCAGCCCGUCAUGGAGUUGCUCAGGAGGAUAGAUCGUGGAGGACAGUACAUGUCCCUCAUGAUCGAGUGGACAGAGGAUCUUGUCCGCCGUGUGGAGAGGUACGAUGCUUGGCUUGUGGGGCAAGCCAAGAGGUACAUUUUGACGCAGACGGGAUUCGAGAUGGAGGGUGCGGAGUACAUCCUUGCAUGUCGGCAGUUUGAGGACUUCCACAUUCAGCAGGGCAGGUUUGGGGAUUGGGGCGGUCCGGAGGGGCGUGCUCGUGGGCGCGCGUGCAGCGGCGACGGCGAGACGAUUGAGUGCGCGUCUUGGUGGUCUCAGUUCGGGUCGGGCGCGCCACAGUUGCAACGUUGUGCUCUUCGGGUGAUGCACAUAUGGUCUUGCGCCUCUCCAGCGGAGAGGAACUGGGCAGUCCACGAGGGCAUUCACACGAAGAAGCGCAACCAGUUGGCCUUCGAGAAGGUCGUGCAACUCGUUGAGAUCACCGUAAAUGUGCGGUUGACUGAGUAUCGGCGGGCUGGAUGCGGUUAUGUGCUGCCAUGGCAGCGGGACGAGGACAUAUUGGAUUGCCAGGCAGGACUCGAGUUGGAGCCUGUGCGCACGGGAACUCGCAGGGGGAUGACGGACGAGGAGAUUGCCCGUCGGGUUGCACUUAUUACCUGGGAUCCCAUCGGGGCGUCCGCACCACCCUCGGCUGAUGCCGUUUUCGAUAGACGUGCUUGCAUUUUUCGUCCCUACCCCAGGGAUGACGACUCAGACGAGGAGCCGAUACCCGAGGCGGCAGAUGACCCUGCGCUCCGCAUUCCCCGGGAGAUCGACGAGACGCACGAGGAUCCCAGCUCCGAGGACACGAGGACACAGACUUCACGACGGGCGGCGGACCGGGCGGAGAGCGAGAUGCCGGGGGGAGACGAGGACUUUUGGGGCCCAUUCGGUGAGGUCGCUUCCACGGGCGUCCUAGAGGCGCAGGCGACGACCCCCACUCCGACAAGGUGGGAUUCGUCCGUGCCGCCACCUCCUGCUCCGAGUCCUGCACCACGAUCGUCCAAGGAGGGGGGACCUUCGGCAGCAGCAGUGGAGAGUUCGAUGGCACCAGCGGCUGUGUCGGACGUGACGAUCGCAGCCGCGGUGGAGGAGAUAGCAGCAGCAGCAGCAGCAUCAGUGCUAGAGGAGAUGGCAACAUCAGUGCUGGCGGAGGAUCCACCAGCGGCAGGAGGAGGUGCAGCAGUGGAGGGGCAGGUGGCAGCAGCAGGAGGAGCAGGUGGAGGAGCAGCAGCUGUGGAGGUUGAGGUGGCAGCAGCACUGGAGGAGGAGGAUGCACCGUCGGCAGCUGCAGUGGAGGAGGAGAUAGCUGCACAGGUCGAGGUGCAGCGUGGGGGCGAUGACGAGCGCCUCAUGCAGCAGUUCCUCACGGAGGAGCUCGGUCCUGCCAUAGCGGAUAUGACCCCGGGUGUGGAGAGGGGGGUUGGGAUUUCAGAUUCGGAGAUGGGAACCCACUUAGACUUGGAUUUGUUGGUGGGCCUUCCACCCAGUUGCGGCGGGGCGACAUCGACGGAUCGGGCUCCAUCGAGGGACGAGGCGCCAGGCAGGACUUCGACGCAGACCGCCAGAGAGAGGACGACGACUCAGUCUCCAGAUGCAGCACACGACAUCAUGGAGCGAGAAAGGGCUAGACUUUUGGCAUUGACUGACCCUCAUGCUCAGGCGUUCGCACGGGCCAUAGAGGACGCCAGGUGUCUAAAGAUAGGGGGGGAUUGUGUGCAGGGUGGGGUGGUGGCGGGGGGGGACGUUGCCGAGGGAGUGGCAGCAGAGCCGGUACCCGAGGCUAUGCCGGGUGGAGCAGAGACAGCGGACGUUGCUGUGGAGGGAUGGACUCAGGCGGUGGAUGAGGCAGUGCAGGCAGGACAGCGACGAGUCGAGGGGGCUAUAGACUCACGACGCGAGGGGCAGGAGACAGCGACGGGUCCAGUCGUUCCCCACUUUGCUCCGCAGGAGGUCCGUCGUCCUUUGGAUGUAGAGGAGUUGGCGAGAGAGGAUGUGCGCGAUGUUACUCGCUUGGACUGGCGGAUCUUCGACCGGAAGCUCGAGCACCCACAGUGGAAGUCGAUCCCUUCGGUUCCAUGGGGUCCUGCGUCGCCUGUGUGGUCUGGUUCUACCUCCACUGGAGGACAUACCGCGGGACAUGUUCCAGGGGUUUCGGGUGGCGUGACGGAGACAGCGCCACGCACAGGAGACAUGCCACCCCCUCCUCCCAGAGCACCUGCAGGUGAUCCAUCAUCGUCACCCACAGGCAAAGGCUCUCGAUCCCCACACACGCUUGGGAGAUCUAGGAUUCAUGACACGACAGCAGUUCAGCAGGACGUGUGUGACACGACGAUAUUCGGGAGGACAGAUAUACAUUUGGAUUCCACCCGCCGUGUCACGAGGCACACUGCACGCCUUCAGCCGGGCUUGGGAGGAGGAGGCGCUAGGACGACCACGGGGAGGGAGGUACCGGCAUCGAGUUGUGAGCCUCAGCGAGGUCGUGGCACAGGAGUGUCGACCGAUACCUUGGAGUACGCUCUGAGAGCAGCGACGGGUGCCGUGCAGGAGCAGAUUCCACACAAGCGUGGAGUACCUCCUCGUCCACGCCCCGUGCCUGGAGAGGGAGGCGCAGCACUUGGAGAGAGUUCGGGGGCGGAGGGGUUGGGGAUGCCUCGUGGUUCCCGCCGUGAGCAGACCAUUGCAGAGGCUAGUGCGAGGGUUGUUGUGUUGAGGAAGGGAGGAGGCCAAGUCACCAUCGAGGAGGAUGAUCCUGAUACGGAUGCGGCUGUGCGGGAUGCGGACGAGGACUACGAGGGCGAGGAGGAGGGAGAGAAGGAUAGCAGGAGCGGUUCUGAUGGUGACGACGACAAAGACUACAAUGAGCCCCUACCUUCCCGAGGACCCCCACCGACGCGUGCAUCUAGACGCUCCGCCGCACGGACUUCUUCAUCCUCAUGAGGGAGGAAGAGGUCGACAUCCGGCACUCGAGAGGGCACGAGGAGACACAACGGGAAGGGGAAGGUCGACAUCCUGCACAUCUAUUUGCCGAGAUAUGAUGAAAUAUCCAGUUUGUAAUUAACAAGAUUAUUCCUCCGCAUAAAGAGCUUAGCGGUUUUAUCACAAAAUAAUAAUAAACAGUAAUUGAUCAAACACAAAGUGUUCACACAUGACACAUAAACGUUAGAACUAGUCACACAACUCAAUGCAAUCGCACAACCCAUCCUCAUUUGUCACUAAAAAAUUUCCAAUCUUCAUCUAACAAAACGCCCAAUAUGUU
Molecule: messenger RNA, 4655 nt
Organism: Chara braunii
Lineage: Eukaryota; Viridiplantae; Streptophyta; Charophyceae; Charales; Characeae
Source: the annotation of a GenBank genome assembly